Molecule: messenger RNA, 1925 nt
Organism: Cuscuta campestris
Lineage: Eukaryota; Viridiplantae; Streptophyta; Magnoliopsida; Solanales; Convolvulaceae
Source: the annotation of a GenBank genome assembly
CACGGCAGUUUCCCUUCCCCCUGCGAGAUGGCAGAUCCGCUGAAUCUAUUUAUCCACCCUUUCCCCCAAAACCUCUUCUUCUUCCACUCACUCGUUCCUUUCCUUCUCCAUUAGUCCAUUUCGUUCGUUUAGAGCAAGUUCUUCAAACAUGGCGGCAUCCACCCUCACCGGAUUACUACAGCAUAUCGCCGGAACAUUCCCCUCCCGGAGAGCCAUAUCCGUUCCCGGCAAGUUCGAUCUUACUCACGCGCGCCUUCACGACCUCGUCGAACGCGCCGCUUCUUCCCUAUUCGCCGCCGGCUUUAGGCCUGGAGAUGUCGUCGCUCUCACGUUCCCCAAUACUCUCGAGUUUGUGGUUAUGUUUCUGGCUACUAUUCGGGCUCGGGCCACGGCCGCUCCGCUGAAUUCGGCUUACACGGCGGAGGAGUUCGAGUUUUAUUUGUCCGACUCCGAGUCGAAGGUGCUGUUGAUUCCCGAAGAAGGGAACGGGGCAGCCCAAGCCGCCGCCGCCAAGCUUAAUAUCCCGGCUGUUACCGGUACGCUUUCAGGUGAUGGAUCGGAGAUUAAUCUGUCACCCGCUCCUCCCGGAUCGGAUCCUGAUGCGAUUUCGGAACUCGUGAACGACCCGAAUGAUGUUUCACUUUUCCUCCACACCUCCGGCACCACCAGCCGCCCCAAGGGCGUUCCCCUUACUCAAUUUAACCUAGCUUCUUCCGUGAACAAUAUUAGAUCGGUUUACAAGCUCACUGAGUCGGACUCGACUGUAAUCGUUUUGCCUCUGUUUCAUGUUCACGGGUUGAUUGCUGGGCUGUUGAGCUCCAUUGCUUCGGGAGGAUCCGUCACGCUCCCUUCCGCCGGGAGAUUUUCUGCUUCCACUUUCUGGUCAGACAUGAACAAGUCCGAAGCCACAUGGUACACGGCCGUGCCCACCAUACACCAAAUCAUAUUGGAACGUCACCUCACCAAACCCGAACCCGUAUACCCGAAGCUCCGGUUCAUCCGCAGUUGCAGUGCUGCUCUGGCUCCGUCCAUAUUGGCCCGGCUUGAAGAAGCAUUUGCAGCCCCAGUUCUAGAGGCUUAUGCAAUGACGGAGGCGACCCAUUUGAUGGCUUCGAAUCCGUUGCCCGAAGAUGGACCACACGUGCCCGGAUCCGUUGGUAGACCCGUGGGUCAAGAGAUGACAAUACUGGAUGAGAAUGGCCGGGUAAAAGAGGUCGGGGUUACCGGAGAGGUUUGCAUCAGGGGACCAAAUGUGACUAAAGGGUACAAAAAGAACCCGGAAGCCAACGAAUCCGCUUUCAAAUUUGGUUGGUUUCACACUGGAGAUCUGGGUUACAUUGACUCUGAAGGGUAUUUACAUCUGGUUGGCAGGAUCAAAGAGAUGAUCAACCGCGGAGGGGAGAAAAUAUCGCCUAUUGAAGUGGAUGCUGUCCUCAUAUCUCACCCAGAGAUUGCUCAAGCUGUUGCUUUUGGAGUCCCUGAUGAUAAGUAUGGCGAAGAGAUAAACUGUGCAGUUAUCCCGGCUGAAGGGUCAAAAAUUGAUGAAGAGGAGGUGCUGAGAUUCUGCAAGAAGAAUCUUGCAGCCUUCAAGGUUCCAAAGAAGGUAUUCUUGACAGAUUCUCUCCCUAAAACAGCCACGGGGAAAAUACUGAGGAGACUAGUGGCCGAGCACUACCUUGCUAAAUAAGCUGUCUUCUUUGUUCAGUAUGUCCCCAAACAGGUUGGCAUCAUGGCUCACUCUUAUGUACUAUGUUGUUUCUAUGUAUCCUUUUUUUUGUUUCUGCCAAAAUGUUCUGAUUUCAUUUAUGUAGCCAAAUAAGUUUGUAAUGCAGAACAGAAGGAAGUUUUGAUCCUUCCAAUAGUUGCUUAAUCUGUAUGUUCUUCCACUGCUGAAUAAACUCCCUGUAUCUUGCUCCCAUUCAUUA